This is a messenger RNA of Sinocyclocheilus anshuiensis, 1546 nucleotides long. It is a transcript of the gene caspa, whose product is annotated as caspase a. The transcript is spliced from 7 exons. NCBI's taxonomy places the organism in Eukaryota, Metazoa, Chordata, Actinopteri, Cypriniformes, Cyprinidae. The coding region runs from base 85 to 1260 and encodes 391 amino acids. Gene Ontology annotation, cellular component: AIM2 inflammasome complex; IPAF inflammasome complex; NLRP3 inflammasome complex. Gene Ontology annotation, biological process: proteolysis; regulation of inflammatory response. Gene Ontology annotation, molecular function: cysteine-type endopeptidase activity. The record is from RefSeq and is a predicted model, not a curated record.
UGCAGGCGACACUGAGAUCACAGGGGGCGUAUGUAUAAUACGUACAAGCCUCCGUGAAAACCUUUAACAGCCACUGGAGCAAUCAUGGCAAAAAAUAUUAAGGAGCAUCUGGAGGAUACUUUUAAUGAUCUUGGGAAGGACGAGCUAAAGAGUUUUAAAAAUAAACUCUGCGAUCGGAAGAAAGAACAGGGGGUCCGAAAAGCUAAAAUCGAAAAAGUUACCGACGCUAUAGAUCUCGCUGAUUUAAUGGUGAACACUUUCACAUCGACUGGUGCGCUUCCUGUAACAAUCGAAAUUUUACAGGUUAUUGGCUGUAACGAACAAGCAGCGGAGCUCAAAGAGAACACAGGACAAUGUUUGCCUGUGGCCCGGUCACAUGUGGAUGUAGUAGACUCAGGAGCAGGUCUGGGUCUGAAGGUCGAGUUUGCUCUGUCAGAUGAUUGGCACACACAAUUGCAUGUUCUUCCAUGCAGCCAAGAAUUUAAAAACAAAAUUCUUAGAGAAAAUGGACAGGAGAUUUACGAAAUAAAAGACAAGUCUGUAAGAAAACGUCUUGCCCUGCUUAUCAACAACAUAGAUUUUGAUGAUAAGGAUAUGACAAGAAGAGGGGCGGACAGAGAUGAAGACAACAUGGAAUGGCUGUUAAAAGAGCUGGAUUAUCAAGUUGUCAAGUACAAAAAUCUCUCUGCAAAGGACAUAGAGGAAGCAGUCAAGGACUUUGCUAAACGUCAAGAACAUGCAUAUUCAGACAGCACCUUUGUGGUUAUAAUGUCCCACGGCAAAAGGGAUGCCAUAUUGGGUGUCCGUUAUAAUCCAAUAUCCAAUCCCUCUGAUACCUUCCCGAUUGAUAAAGUCUACCGCUGUCUGAACACUGAGAAUUGUCCAGGUCUGCGUGAUAAACCAAAGGUUAUUCUUAUCCAAGCCUGCAGGGGAGGGGAGCAUGGACGCGUGUGGGCCAGUGACGGUGAGUCGAUGGCUGUAGAGGGCGAUGACUUUGUGCACAAGGAGAAAGACUUCAUUUCUCUGAUGUCCUGCACGCCGGACACCAAAUCUUACAGGCAUGUUCAGAAUGGAACAUUUUAUGUCCAAAACCUAGUGGAUGUGUUAAUGAAACAUGCACAUGAGGAUCACAUUGAGGAAUUGUUCAGGAAGGUUAUUAGACGCUUUGACAGGUCAGAUUUGAUGGGGCGCUUCAGACAAAUGGCAUGUAAAGACAGAGCGUCGCUGCCAAAGUUGUUCUACCUGUUCCCGGGGCUCUGAUAUACCAGUUGUACAUGUUCUGACUCCUCAUCUGUGAAUUUUGAAUCUCCAGCGUAGCCUGAACCAUCUCUAUACUGUAUGUCUGAAAAAAGUUCUUUCAAAAAAAGAAAAAAAAAUUCUUAAACAGUUUUUAGUAGGCAUAAUUGUUUACAAAUGAAUCAAUAACUUUGCCUUUUCUCUGGAAAGAAAACCUGUUCUAAUACAUAAAAGUCCUGUCUUGCACAAACAAGUUUUUUGUUGUGUUAUACGAAACCAUAAAGACCUUCAAACGACACCGGUAUAUAUU